Euleptes europaea (tarantolino) is the source of this 543-nucleotide messenger RNA. Its product is annotated as fucolectin-like. The record is from RefSeq and is a predicted model, not a curated record. The transcript is spliced from 3 exons. NCBI's taxonomy places the organism in Eukaryota, Metazoa, Chordata, Lepidosauria, Squamata, Sphaerodactylidae. Bases 1 to 543 code for a protein of 180 amino acids.
AUGCUGAUCGUCUGGACUUGGCUGCUGGCUUUAGGGCUGAUGGCAGGGCACGGGGAGGCCCAGAACUGCACACAAAUAUUUGGAGGUCCCAACUUGGCCAGAGGUAGGCCAACCUCGCAGUCCUCCACAUACCCAGUAGCAUCUGGGAUCGUUGGCCUGUCAAGCAAUGCUGUGGACGGGAACUGUGAUGGGCAAUGGUCAUCCGGGUCCUGCAGUCACACCUGUGGGGAUCUCAAUGCCUGGUGGUCGGUGGACUUGGGCAGAGAGUAUGCCAUCUCCCUUGUGGUGGUGAAAAACCGGGAGGACUUCUGUGGAAAAAGAAUGCGGGGGGCCACGAUCCACGUGGGAGACCAAAUGGGCGACUUCAGUGCAAGAAGCUUCGUCUGUGGGACCAUCGCAGACAUCCGGGAUGGUAGCCUGAGUACCAUCUUCUGCAACGGAGCCGUGGGCCGCUUCAUUACCAUCGUCAUCCCCAACCGGGUAGAAUACCUGCAUCUGGGUGAGGUGGAGGUCUACGGCACUAAUAUACCACCCCAGGCAUAG